Messenger RNA from Phascolarctos cinereus (koala), 3706 nucleotides. It is a transcript of the gene KLHL20, whose product is annotated as kelch like family member 20. Gene Ontology annotation, molecular function: type II interferon binding. Gene Ontology annotation, biological process: protein K33-linked ubiquitination; Golgi to endosome transport; proteasome-mediated ubiquitin-dependent protein catabolic process. NCBI's taxonomy places the organism in Eukaryota, Metazoa, Chordata, Mammalia, Diprotodontia, Phascolarctidae. The record is from RefSeq and is a predicted model, not a curated record. Gene Ontology annotation, cellular component: PML body; trans-Golgi network.
GAGCAGGAAGUGGCUCUGAGGGGUUUGGAUCCUGCUGCUGAGGAGGCGGCUACGGCUGCAGCGGUGGCUGCCGGGCGGGUGCGUGGCUGGAUUGAGCUUUAAAAUUUGGAGAGAAGGAUUCUCUUCAUGGUGCAUGGACGGAAAGCCAAUGCGCAGGUGUACCAGCACUCGACCAGGAGAGACUGGAAUGGAUGUAACAAGCCGCUGUACCCUUGGAGACCCCAACAAGCUUCCAGAAGGGGUUCCCCAGCCUGCUCGCAUGCCCUACAUCUCCGACAAGCAUCCCCGGCAAACCCUAGAAGUAAUCAACCUUUUGCGGAAGCACCGGGAACUGUGUGAUGUGGUACUAGUUGUGGGGGCUAAGAAGAUUUAUGCACAUCGAGUCAUUUUGUCAGCCUGUAGUCCCUAUUUUCGAGCCAUGUUUACAGGAGAAUUAGCAGAAAGCCGUCAAACUGAGGUAGUGAUCAGAGACAUUGAUGAAAGGGCCAUGGAGCUGCUGAUUGACUUUGCGUACACCUCCCAGAUCACAGUGGAAGAGGGCAACGUUCAGACCCUUCUACCAGCUGCUUGCCUCCUUCAGCUGGCAGAAAUCCAGGAAGCCUGCUGUGAAUUCUUAAAGAGACAGCUAGACCCAUCCAAUUGCCUAGGCAUUAGAGCUUUUGCAGACACUCAUUCAUGUCGUGAGCUUUUGAGGAUUGCAGACAAGUUCACCCAACAUAACUUUCAAGAGGUAAUGGAAAGUGAGGAGUUUAUGCUGCUUCCAGCCAAUCAACUCAUUGAUAUUAUAUCCAGUGAUGAACUAAAUGUUCGAAGUGAAGAACAGGUAUUCAAUGCUGUGAUGGCCUGGGUUAAAUACAGUAUUCAAGAGAGACGGCCCCAACUUCCACAGGUGCUGCAGCAUGUUCGUCUGCCUUUGCUUAGUCCCAAGUUCCUGGUGGGUACAGUAGGCUCUGACCCCCUCAUCAAAAGUGAUGAAGAAUGCAGAGACCUGGUGGAUGAAGCUAAAAAUUACCUUUUACUGCCACAAGAACGACCACUGAUGCAAGGACCAAGGACACGUCCACGAAAGCCUAUUCGAUGUGGAGAGGUACUAUUUGCAGUGGGUGGCUGGUGUAGUGGGGACGCCAUUUCUAGUGUGGAACGAUAUGACCCACAGACCAACGAGUGGAGGAUGGUAGCAUCCAUGAGCAAACGACGCUGUGGGGUUGGAGUCAGUGUUCUUGAUGACCUUUUGUAUGCAGUGGGAGGCCACGAUGGAUCUUCUUAUCUCAACAGUGUUGAAAGGUAUGACCCCAAAACAAAUCAGUGGAGCAGUGAUGUGGCCCCUACCAGCACCUGCAGGACUAGUGUUGGAGUAGCAGUUCUUGGAGGUUAUCUGUAUGCUGUGGGUGGACAAGAUGGCGUCUCUUGUCUCAAUAUUGUUGAGAGAUAUGACCCAAAGGAGAAUAAGUGGACUCGAGUAGCUUCCAUGAGUACCAGGAGGCUCGGAGUGGCAGUGGCUGUGUUAGGAGGGUUUUUAUAUGCUGUGGGAGGCUCUGACGGGACAUCUCCUCUCAAUACAGUGGAGCGCUACAACCCUCAGGAAAACCGCUGGCACACAAUAGCCCCUAUGGGGACCCGUCGGAAACACCUCGGCUGUGCAGUGUAUCAGGACAUGAUCUAUGCAGUAGGAGGCAGAGAUGACACCACCGAGCUCAGCAGUGCUGAGAGAUACAACCCUAGAACCAACCAGUGGUCUCCGGUGGUGGCCAUGACAUCCCGCCGAAGUGGAGUUGGCCUUGCAGUAGUGAAUGGACAGCUCAUGGCAGUAGGAGGUUUUGAUGGUACAACGUAUUUGAAGACAAUUGAAGUUUUUGAUCCUGAUGCUAACACAUGGAGGUUAUAUGGUGGAAUGAAUUAUCGUCGGCUAGGGGGUGGUGUAGGUGUGAUUAAAAUGACACAUUGUGAGUCUCACAUAUGGUAAGCGUCUGUGAGGAAGCCCUGUGGUUCUCAUUCACAUAUAUGCCUGUGUGUCUAGUAGAAAGACUCAUUGACUUUGGAGCUGUAUGAGGUUCUUGAAAACAGAUCAAAUUUUAUUCUUUGCCGGUGCCUCAAUGUGGAAAUAUAAAUCCAGUGACAUUUCUGAAAGAGCAGCUAUUGGAAACUACAUUGGCUGGACUCUUCCCAACACGUUGAAGCUUCGCUUAUGUUUUAAUUUUUUAAAUACCUUAUAUGCUUUUUGAGCAAAAACCUUCAGAGCACUCCAGCAUAAGCAAGACCCCAGAACCAAAAGGUGCGUUGGGAGUCUGGCAAAGGGAACAAGUUGCUUCUUCCAAGAUGAAAUGAAAUGGUUUUCCACAUAGUGGAAACUGUAGUGUGGAGUGGGCAAAAGUGGAAAAUGAUACUGAAUACAUUGCUUUUGCCUUAUUUACAGAAAGCUUCAGAAAAAAAGUACUUGACCUACAUGAUGCCACCUUUGCACAAAAGUUUUUGACAGUGUGCAGAAGAAUAUUUAUUUUUUGUUUUCCUUUGUUAUAGUUUUCUUUGUACUUAUCACCAAAAAAGGAAGAAAAAAGAUAAACAACAAAACCCAUAAUUGUUAUUUUAAAGUGAUUGACUUUGAAAAUGCUCAUUUGGUGGGCGUAAGACUACAUAUAACCUAUUUUUUCCUGAGUAUUCCAAUUCUAAAACUAUAUAUGAUGGAUUAGCUCCUAAAAAUCACAAUUGCAAAAACUAGUUAUCCAAAAUACGUUAAGUAGUCAGCCUUCUUACUUAUAUGAAGUUCAACAUGACUUGAAAGUCUUUAAAAAAAAAACCAACCAACUCUUGUUUUUAAACAUUAAAAGUCAAAAAGGAAUGUUAAGUCAAUAAAAGAAGUCUAGACUCUCAAAUGCUGCAGUUUUCUUCAGUGACAACUUGAUUCUUGUUUUCCUAUGUGAACUUGUUCAUUGACUGCUUUUAUUACAGUCUUUUUAAAACAAUAUUCCUCCUAGGUUUUUCUGCUAGAACUAGAGCUCUGCUCAGUGCCUCUAAAAAGCCAGUUAGGGGACCCUCCUGUAUUGCCUGGAGAACCCUGCAGAAUCAUCUGCAACUCUGCAAGAGUUCUUGCUCAAAAGCAUUGCAGACUGAAGCAACUUUGCUUUCUAUUUCCUUAUCAGUACACGGACCAGCAGGGAGAGUUGGCGUCUCCCGCUCAGUGAACACUGUUAUGCAAGUCCUUACACUUAGUGCGCAGGACUGGAGAGGCUGAGGCCUGCCUGCGACGAGAUGGGAUUCUGCAGUUUGUGUAACGGAGUACAUGUUAGUGAGCAAAAACCAAUUGAGGCGUCUGACUAACAGUAUUGUGUUUGUUGUGUAAUGCUACACACUGUUAUCUUCAUCCAUGCUGGUGAAGAGCUAAGCAUGUAAGGUUAGUGAAAAGGAAAAGCAAUGAUGAAAAACCCUCAUUUCUUCUGGGUUUUUUCCUUGUUUCCUUAUUCAUGUGCUUGAUAUGAAAGUCUUGGAAUAAGACUUCCAUGAUGACAACAAAAAUGAAUGACCAUCCCUUUUUUUCCCCAACAAAAAUGGUUGGCAACUCUUGUGUUUACAUUCGAAAGUCAUUUGCACCUUUACAAGAAAAAAGAAGUAUUUGGUAAACAGUUGUUUACAUGUAUCAUUUAUGCUUUUUCUAGCAUGAGUAACUUGUUAAAAAAAAUAGUGUUUACCUUAAUAAAUUUCUUUAAUGCUG